AUAAUUACAGUGAAUGUCAACGGCAAUUGACUCGGUUCCAUUCUUUCUCGAUACUAACCUCCAGGAUAGAGGCAUCGAUGAACCGAAUGGUUGACGAGACAAGGACGGUUCAUUUUAGCGCCAUUCUUCAUCUGCAACUCCGUGAGAUCGUACGCAUCGUCAAGCUUUCUGAUCUUCCAUGAAACUUGAAGGGUCCUCAUUUCCAUGGGGGCCAGAUCGCUGAAGAGAAGGCCCAUUAAGCAGCAUAACCUUGAACCUCAGGCUUCCAUGGCUUCUUCGCGGCGUAAGUUGGGUUCUCAUAAAAAGUUCUCUGUGCUUCUUUCGGUUUCUCUAGCCCUUGCUGUCAUUGGUCUCUUCAUCAUUUGGUCGAACAGUAGGUGCAACAUUGAACCCGGAGUAUCGUAUGAGAUUAUUCGUGUGGUCAACGAAUUUCCUCACGAUUCUGACGCCUUUACUCAGAUAAUGUUUAUCUUCGGCAUCUUACUUUUAUUGGGCCUUCUUUAUGCUGAAAAUGAUACCUUGUUCGAGUCAACUGGUCUUUAUGGGAAGUCAUCUGUCAGGAAAGUUUCUCUUCAUACUGGACAGAUUGAAAUUCUUCAAAAGAUGGAUGAUUCUUUGUUCGGGGAAGGCUUAACUCUUAUUGGUGAAAGGCUGUUCCAAGUGACCUGGUUGCAGAAAACUGGUUUCAUAUAUGACCGGAAUAAUUUAAGCAAAUUACAGCAAUCCACUCAUGAGAUGAAAGAUGGUUGGGGUCUGGCAACUGAUGGAAAAGUCUUGUAUGGAAGUGACGGCAGUUCAACAUUGUAUCAUAUUGAUCCUCAUACAUUUAAAGUUAUAUCUAAACAAGUUGUCCACUUUAAAGGACAUCAAGUACACAAUCUCAACGAAUUGGAGUUUAUAAAUGGUGAAAUUUGGGCCAAUGUAUAUAUGACUGAUUGCAUAGCAAAGAUCUCUCCAAAGGAUGGUGGUGUUCUUGGAUGGAUUCUCCUCCCAAAUUUGAGGCAAGAACUGAUUGCAGCUGGUGGGAUUAAUGGUAUUGAUGUUUUGAAUGGCAUAGCAUGGGAUAGUGAACAAAAGAGAGUUUUUGUUAUCGGAAAACUAUGGCCAAAGCUUUAUGAAAUCAGGCUUUUUCCUAUAAAGAAAUCAUUUAAGGAGGGGGUUAUUGAGCAGCUUUGCUUGCGCAAGCCUUUCAGGUUUACAACUUAGCUGUUUGUACACACUUCGAAGCAACUUCUUUGGAAGACUGGGCAGCCAAACUCAGCUUUGGAAAUGGUAUUUAAAAAGGGAAGUCAAUAAGUCUGUCAAUUGGCUUACUAAAGCAGCCCAUGGUCUUGAUGUUCAUUUGUUGUACUUAAUUAACCCUCCCAUUGGAUGCAGGAGUUUAAUGGAGCUAGAUAUCCAUGGCAGCUAGAGUGCUCUGUUUUAUUUUGUUGUUGUUUGUUUGUUUAUUAUUAUUAUUAUUAUUUUUUUGGGUGCUUUUUGUUUCCUUUCAUUCGAGGGGGAAAGUAAAUGAAAUGGUAUUGUAACACAGCAACCUCAACAUAUUUAAUAGUGGAAAAUGCAUGCAGCCUCACAAGUGCCUUCUUGUACUGAGAACUAUUGUUCCAUUUAGAGUGAAACACGCUAUUGUUCAAACAA
Molecule: messenger RNA, 1638 nt
Organism: Prosopis cineraria
Lineage: Eukaryota; Viridiplantae; Streptophyta; Magnoliopsida; Fabales; Fabaceae
Product: glutaminyl-peptide cyclotransferase-like
Exons: 11
Coding region: 205-1206 (333 amino acids)
Molecular function (GO): glutaminyl-peptide cyclotransferase activity
Source: RefSeq, a predicted model, not a curated record